GUCACCGAGGUGUUAAGGCAGCUGAUGUGACCACAGGUACGAUGUCCACGUCGACUGUUCUUGCCUUCUUCCAACUGAUGGUGUCCAGGUUAAAUGUGAUAAAAUGCUGUUUGGUUGUGUGAACACCGGUUUAGUCGACUGGACUGUGACAUUACUGUAGGUUAGCGCCUCGCUAGCCAACCAUUAAGAAAGGUAGCCAUUGUUUGAGUUGUUGGCUAACAUGGCAACGUAAGCUAACGACGCCGGCAUGCAGGUUGUCCUCAUUCAGCUUAUUGUUCGAACAUACCGGUGAAUGGUGGAGGAAUAACAUACACGUUUGUGGCUAAAAAGCAAUAGGACUGUCGGCUGCUUAUCUGUUUAUUGACCACCUGAAGAAAUGAGGCAGUAACACGCAGCCUGCCAAGAUGACCGACAGGAAGGAGCCACCCUUUUUUAAUGACAGUGUUGAAACUUUUCACCAUAAACUUCCUUUCUAUGAUACGAUGGACCUCUUCAUAGAGACUCUAACGGGGACCUGUUUUGAGCUACGUGUGUUGCCCUAUGAAGCUGUCAUUUCAGUCAAGGCAAAGAUCCAGCAAUUGGAAGGUAUCCCUGUUUCCCAGCAACACCUUAUCUGGAACAAUUUGGAGCUGGACAAUGAACAUUGUCUACAUGACUAUGGCAUUGCCGAGGGCUGCACCCUGAAACUGGUCUUGGCUAUGAGGGGAGGCCCGAUUAAUACCAGAAGAGUUACAAUAGAAGACCCUGUGAAAGAGGUGGCAGACCAGAUGGAGGGCACAAGGGAGCAGGGCUUUGAAAAAAGUGUAUCCAACAAACAGGUCACAUUUGUGGUUUACCGUGAGAGUGACCAGCUCAACUUCUUCAGAGUAGUCGACAGAGGAGAUGGCACACUCACUCCUCUGGCUGAAUCACUGAGUGGGGGCUCAGUGUAUAAUGUGUACCCAGAAGAGGAGGAUGGAGAGAGUUCUGUGGCCGCACAGCAGAAGCUCGAGAACUCCAUUACCAUGAGUAAAAUGAAGAUGCUCAAAGCCAAGAUGGAUGAUAUGAAUCUUAACAAAAAGCCAAAGAAGUCUGCAAAAUUAAAACCACGGCCCCCUGUUAGCCCCAUUCCCUGUGGUAGCACUGUAGGACCCUCAAGCACAAGACACCAUCAUCGCCUAUUUUGCAUGCUUCCCCAGACUAACCAGCUUCAGCAGUCAAAUACACAACUACCUCCAGUCAGGGAUCAUAACUCUGUGCACUCCACAAAUCUCUGUGCUCCAACACCGUGUGCUCACCUCUCUGUCUCCAGGCGACCCCCUUCUUUUUCUUCGCCUUCUUGUUAUAUGCUUGAAGAGAAAGAAGAGGAGGAGCCAUGGGAGGCAAGCCCACCCUUUGCAAACAUACACCCCCCUCCAAAGGUAUCUCGAUUAGACAUUGGUAGCGCCAGGUUCAUGAGAGACUUUGUGUACCCUCAGCUCCCUCCAACCUACACCAGAGGGCCACCUGAGGCCACCUGUGAGGCAGCUAAGCAUGCAGCAGGGGCAGUGGGCCUGGGUUUGUUAGAGAAAGGAACUGGAUUGCUGGAGCCCAGCAAGUCUGGAGCUACUUUUGGGGAACUGUCACACACUCUGAGCCUGGACGUGUCCACACAGGCAGAGGGAGGACAUCGUACCUUUGACGUUGGGGCACAGCACCAGCUUCCCCUCGCCCCCUCCCCACUCAGUUCUUGGCCACGAGGGACUAAUGAUGCAAUCGCCAGCAGAACCAAUAGGACGCAGUUUGGUAGUUCUUUUCAUGUCAGCCCUCCCUCUCCUUUGCCCACCUCACCAUCCCCUGCCACAAAACUGCUGCCUCAGCCAUUUGAUUCCACAGUGUCCUUUUUACAGCCUAUCCUACAAGCACAAAUUAAGCCAUCCACCACAUCCCCCCAUCCCUCCACGACUUCGUCUCAUCCUCCACGCCCCCAUGGUGUCAAAGUAGAAUCACCUGGAAAGAUGCCAGAGUUCAUCUCCAAAAAGGAAGCAAGAGACAUCGCCAACAUGGCCAGUCAAACCUAUAAGGAGCCGCUGGGGUCUGUCGACAGAGCUGAGCUCCUUGCUUCUCUGUCCAAAAGGCCUUCAGAUAACUGUAUGAAUGACUGCCUCCACGAGGGCUUGGGUCUAACUUUGGCAUUACCUCUUGCUGCUCCCUCAGGAGAGGGUAAUCUUGGAUCCAGACUGCCCUCCAUCCCAGCUCACAGCCUCAUUCCAAAUGAUGGUGUCAGACAAAUGUCACCCCUGCACAGAGCAACAGCCUCUUAUAUGGCCACCAACAGUCUCACAUCAGCUGGGGGCCUUUCACAUUUGUUUGGGAGAACAGGGGCACCUACAUACCAGCUACCUCCAGUGAAGCCUCCCACAGGCAGCAAGAAGAGCUCCAAGCACUGCUUUCUUUGCGGCAGGAAGACCGGCCUGGCCACCAGCUAUGAGUGCAGGUGUGGCCACAGCUUCUGUGCAACACACCGCUAUGCAGAGACACACAACUGCUCGUACGACUACAAGAGUGCCGGCCGACGGCUUCUACAGCAGACAAACCCUCUCAUCAGCGCCCCCAAGCUGCCCAAGAUUUAAAUCCAGUUCCCCUCACAGCUAAAAGGCUUGGGUGGGGGUGCUGAACACUAGAGGUUCAUCUGACUGAACAGGAACCUCAAAGGUCUGUUAACUUAGCAUAAGCCACUGUGUGCUUUUUACCUGCCAAUUUCCAAUUAAAAUUUUGAUACGCCAAGUGUGAACAAAUCAAAAUGGCACAGACAUACGUAUGUUACAUCUAGAAAAUGUGAAGCUUUUUUUUUUUUUCCUUCUGAAAUGUUUUUCUUCAUUGCAAAAAAAAGUGCUUGUUUGUAGGUUGUUUUUGGGAACAUCUGCUGCAUGAUCAGUGUACUUAUGUUUAGAUUUGUCUGCCUUUUAUUU
Molecule: messenger RNA, 2930 nt
Organism: Thalassophryne amazonica
Lineage: Eukaryota; Metazoa; Chordata; Actinopteri; Batrachoidiformes; Batrachoididae
Gene: zfand4
Product: zinc finger, AN1-type domain 4
Exons: 11
Coding region: 405-2591 (728 amino acids)
Molecular function (GO): protein binding; zinc ion binding
Source: RefSeq, a predicted model, not a curated record